ACUACUUACGCGGCAUACUCAAUUCAUUCUCUUAUAAAGGACGCAGACACUCAUUUAUUCUUGUUUUCAGCGUUAUGCUCUUCGCUUCAUUUCUCGCGGCGGUCGCCUUUAGCGGCGUGGCAUUCGGGGCCAUCGACUUUGAAAACUGGGCACCACCAGGGGACGGAGACGUCCGAGGUCCUUGCCCAGCCCUCAACAGUCUGGCGAACCACCAUAUCAUCCCACACGAUGGAAGAAAUCUAACCGUGCCGCUGCUGGUGGAUGUUCUUGGCAAAGCCUUCAACCUCAGCCCAGAGUUGGCGACCGUCAUCGCUCAACUCGGCAUUGCCACCAAUGAUCCCAGCGCUGACUUCUUUGAUCUGCCUAACCUCAACAAGCACAAUGCUUUCGAGCACGACGCAUCCCUAUCACGUGUCGACUUCGCCUUUAGCGGUGAAGAAAACAUCGCCACAUUUGACGAGGCUACUUUCCGAAGAUUCUUCGAUCCCUUCAACGGCUCCGAGUACAUCGGCCUUCAGGCCGCAGCUGCUGCUCGCUACUCUAUGGUCCAAUACUCCCGGGAGCAUACGCCUGGCUUCACCUACGAAUCUCAGCACCAAAUCACGAGCUACGCCUGAAAAGUCUGUCUGGUUUGGUGAGGGACCACCGCUGAAUAACGCCACGACUUUUGACAUUCCAGAGUGCCCCAACAAAGCAAGGAGACGGGGAAGGUUUUAAGACUCUGAGAUCUUAUUCAAGAUGAAUACUUAUCGAAAGACAAUAGGGGUGAUAGGUUAUCCCAAGGGGGUUUUCCCUGUAGCUAUAGGUACGAUAAGAUAGUACUAGCGCUCCGGCUGAUCCCUGGCAAGGACAGUCGGCCUGAAAGGGCCCUCGGCUAGCUAGCUAACGUAGCCUUCCGAAUACACACACUUUACACCC
Messenger RNA from Pseudomassariella vexata, 918 nucleotides. Its product is annotated as Chloroperoxidase. Bases 75 to 617 code for a protein of 180 amino acids. Gene Ontology annotation, molecular function: peroxidase activity. Lineage: Eukaryota; Fungi; Ascomycota; Sordariomycetes; Amphisphaeriales; Pseudomassariaceae. The transcript has a single exon. The record is from RefSeq and is a predicted model, not a curated record.